Zophobas morio is the source of this 1804-nucleotide messenger RNA. It is a transcript of the gene mrj, whose product is annotated as dnaJ homolog subfamily B member 6-B. Lineage: Eukaryota; Metazoa; Arthropoda; Insecta; Coleoptera; Tenebrionidae. The record is from RefSeq and is a predicted model, not a curated record. Gene Ontology annotation, cellular component: cytoplasm; nucleus. Gene Ontology annotation, molecular function: protein-folding chaperone binding; protein folding chaperone. The coding region runs from base 274 to 1125 and encodes 283 amino acids. The transcript has 7 exons.
CGUCUUUUGUCCACAGACAUCCAAGUCGGCUUGCUCAAGCCAGUCAGUUGUUUAAGUCACCGCCGCCUGCAUAAAUGUGCAUGUGAUUCCACAUUAAUCUCAAUCUCGUGUGCUGUGUGUACGUGUGUUUGGCCCUUAAGUGAUGGAUGUUAGUGCCGGACUGUAAUCAACCAGGCUGUGAUUCAUAAUCCGCGUGUUCGACAAAGGAUUUUUUCCCCAUUCGCCAAGUAACCUUCCGUAAAACUGGGGCAUAAGGACGCUAGUGGCACCAAAAUGGUGGACUACUACAAAGUCCUCGAGGUGUCAAAAAAUGCAACGACGGCAGAAAUCAAAAAAGCAUAUCGUAAAUUGGCUCUGAAAUGGCAUCCCGACAAGAACCAAGACAACAUAGAAGAAGCCACCAAGAAAUUCAAAGAGAUCUCAGAAGCAUACGAAGUUCUAUCUGAUGAUUCGAAACGAAAAAUUUACGACAACCGCAUGAAUAGGUCCAGUACUACAAGAACAUCGAGGUCCCACCGGAGUUACUUUGACACUCAUACUCCCUUCCAUCGGUUCUUCGACAAGAAGAGACGAAUGUACGACCAGUACGGUAAAGAAGGACUCAUCAAUGGAGGCAGUCGCAGCCGAAGUAGGCACGAAGACGACUUUGAUUUCGGAGGUUUCGGCUUUUUCACCUUCAGGGAUCCCGAAGACGUGUUCAGGGAGUUCUUCGGCGGAUCGACGCUGGCAGAUUUAUUCGGAGACGGUUUGUUUGCAGACUUUCACGACCAUGGAUAUAGAGACCGGCGGAGGAAUAGGCACUCGCACCCGCAGAACGCCCUCAGUUCGACUUUAUUCAGUCCGUUCGGGGUGAGUUUAGGGGGUAGUUUAAUGGACGACUUCUUCAAUGCGGGCCACGGGGGCUUCACGUCGUUUAGUACCAUUAAUAGUACGUUUACGAAGGGGGCUGGGGGCGGCUCUGCCAACGUCAAGCGCACGUCGACUUCGACGCGGUUCUCCAACGGGAAGAAGAUCACCACGAAGAAAGUGUACGAAAACGGAAGGGAGACGGUUAUGACGUACGAAAACGAUAUCCUCAAAUCCAAGACUGUGAACGGGGUUCCUCAAAGUUUGACGUACAGUUAAACACACUGGCACUAACAAAAUUUCACGAUUAUACAUUUAGAGGAAUCUAUUUGGAAGUUUUCAAUUAAUAUACAUGUGAUCUAUUUAAAUGUUGAGGUUUUAUGGCGCAAGUUCAGCCGUAAAUUGUCAGUGUGUGUAUUAAAGACUUCUUGCAACUGUUGAAAUUAUUUUUAUUCAGUUUUUUUAAUAAAAAUAUUAUAAUUCUGUUUUCAGAAUUUUUGCAGUAUCUUAAUUUUUAAUAAGAUGUAUGGUGACGUAAAAGUCUGCACUAAUCCAACGAUUUUUACGUUAUCUUAGUUAUUAAUUUAGGUUAGGUCAGUCUGUUGUUAGGUUAGGAAUUGACGAUGCUCGCAAGAGAGGUGCUCAGGAGAUGAGUUUUUGUUGUUAUGUUGGUAGUUUAGUUCGUAUUCCUCUCGUUUGAGCGAAAUUCCUGUUUUGUUUCGUUUUGCAAGACUGCUAAUUUUAUAUGAAGCUUUUUCAGAUGGAGGAAUUAACAGUAAAUGAAUUUUUGUAAUACGCGUUGAUUUUAAUUUAAUAUUAAUCUGUAUUUUUCGUUAGGUUUUUCACCCGCACUCGAGGUAUUUACUUGUGAAGUACACGGAGAAUUAUAAUAUUGAUGUGUGCUUAGAAAUGUACAGUCAUAGUCUGUGUUAGACAAAAAAAUAUAUAAAAUGACGUA